Rubroshorea leprosula is the source of this 4066-nucleotide messenger RNA. Lineage: Eukaryota; Viridiplantae; Streptophyta; Magnoliopsida; Malvales; Dipterocarpaceae. The record is from the annotation of a GenBank genome assembly.
GACUUAUGUUGUGUCUAUACUGUUACACGUUUUCCUUCGUCUCUAGAGAAGUGUAGAAAUUGCAAGAACUAAGAAGCACACGGGGCAGCCUAUUUCAUCAAUUUAUUAUAAACCAUAAAAUAGAAGCUUCAAACCGAAGUUUCUCUUCUCUUCCGCUCUGGAACCAUCAAGUAACCCGCACAAGGUGCCAUAAGCUCGAAAUCAAUUUCGCCUUGGAAAGCCCGUUUCUUCCACGCGUCGGUCGUACUCUUCACCAUUCUCAGUUUCCGGUGCCGAUCUAGUCAGGGUUUUCGGAGCUUCCAGAUGGCGACUCCGCCGUUUCACGAUGGCAACAUUCACCACCUGCUCGAAAGCAGGCUCAUCAACUUUCGCUACGAUGUUAAUCGCAGUUUGCAAAUGCAUUCAUCUUUGAUACGGAGGCUCUCACAGGAAAGAGAACUGAAGGAACAUCAGGGUUGUGUAAAUGCUGUGGCAUGGAAUUCAAAAGGAUCACUUUUAAUUUCUGGAUCUGAUGAUUCUCAGGUUAACAUUUGGAGCUACUCUGGUCAAAAGCUCCUCCACUCUAUAGAUACAGGGCACUCAGGAAACAUAUUCUGUACGAAGUUUGUCCCUGAAACUUCUGAUGAGCUUGUAGUCUCUGGAGCUGGAGAUUCACAAGUUCGCUUGUUUAAUUUGUCUCGCUUAAGUGGGAGGGAACGUGAUGAUGGUGCUAUUUCUCCAUCUGCAGUCUAUCAAUGUCAUACGAAAAGAGUCAAAAAGCUUGCGGUCGAAGUUGGAAAUCCCAAUGUGGUCUGGAGUGCUAGUGAAGAUGGGACUUUGAGACAGCAUGACUUUAGGGAGGGCACUUCUUGUCCUCCGGCAGGAUCACCUCACCAUGAAUGUCGUAAUAUUCUACUGGACUUGCGUUGUGGAGGGAAGAGGUCUCUAGCUGAUCCUCCCAAGCAUACUCUUGCCCUAAAAUCUUGCGAUAUCAGUUCUACCAGACCUCACUUACUCCUUGUUGGUGGGAAUGAUGCAUUCGCCCGCUUGUAUGAUAGAAGGAUGCUGCCACCGUUGACCUCAAGUGGGAAAAGGAUGUCACCGCCUCCUUGUGUCAAUUAUUUCUGCCCCAUGCAUCUUUCUGACUCUAAACCUCAAAUGCAACUAACUCAUGUGACAUUUAGUCCAAGUGGAGAAGAGGUUCUUCUUAGCUAUAGUGGAGAGCAUGUAUAUCUAAUGGAUGUAGACUGUGCUAAUGGAAGUGCAAUGAAAUACACAUCAGGAGACACUUUAAAGUUACUGUGCUUCACUCCUGUACUAAACAGAGUAGAAGAUCAACGACCGGUGUCCAGUGUCAUCCAAAAUGGUUUUGAGAGAAGAAGUAUUACUGCUUUGCAGCUUGAAAAAUGCAAGAUGUUGGUUGAGAUUGCGAAAAAGUCCUUGGAGGAAGGGAAGGAUCAUUUCUAUGCAAUUGAGGCAUGCAAUGAAGUUUUGGAGAGAUAUGGUAGCGAUGUUGGGCCUACCCUAAUGCAUGAAUGUUUGUGUACUCGUGCUGCCUUGUUGCUGAAGCGGAAUUGGAAAAAUGAUGCUCAUAUGGCCAUAAGAGAUUGCUACAAUGCUCAAAGAAUAGAUGGUUCUUCUAUUAGAGCUCAUUACUAUAUAUCUGAAGCAUUGGAGCAGUUGGACAAACUUAAAGAAGCUCUAGAAUUUGCUAUGGCAGCACAAUGUUUGGCUCCAUCUGAUAAUAUGGUGGCUGAGAAAGUGGAGAGCAUAAAAAAUAAAAUUGCUGCAGAAGAAGCUGGAAAAAGUAACAACAGACAUGAACCAAGAUUUGAACCUUGGACUAGAAGGGUAUUGUCCUUGAGUGAGAUACUCCAUCACUCAGAGCCUAAUAGUGAUGCUUCCCAAGAUGGACCUAGAUUUGAAAGAGAAGAUUCUGAUUAUGAUGAUGAAGUGGAGUUUAACUUUGAAACUCAAAUCUCUGGUGAUGAAGGGCGUGAUGUUGAAUCCAAUAUAUUGCAUGGGAGUUUAAACCUGAGAAUUCAUCGAGGUUCUAAUGGCUCAUGUGAAUCGCCCUCCACAUCAUCCCAAAAUGAUAAAUCAUCUUAUCAGCCUGAGGCAGUUAUUGAUAUGAAGCGGAGAUUUGUUGGCCAUUGUAAUGUCGGAACUGACAUCAAACAAGCUAGUUUCCUUGGUCAAAGAGGUGAAUAUGUUGCUAGUGGGAGUGAUGAUGGAAGAUGGUUUAUUUGGGAAAAGCAGACUGGUAGAUUGAUAAAAAUGCUUCGUGGAGAUGACGCUGUUGUAAACUGUGUGCAGUGCCAUCCAUUUGAUUGUGUUGUGGCAACCAGUGGAAUUGAUAACACAAUAAAGAUAUGGACUCCUACAGCUUCUAUCCCAUCAAUUGUUGCUGGUGGAUCAGCUGGUCCAGAAACAGCUGAUGUAUUGAAGGCCAUGGAAGAUAAUCAAAAGAGGAUGCAAUUUAAUCGCAGAGCUAUCUUUGCCCAUGAACUACUUGAGCAGAUUCAGAUGCAUGAGGGAUCAUUGCAUCCAUUUGAGUGUGUCCAGAGCUAGGCACUUUCUUAGUUUGGACAAAAGCAUGCAGACAACCAUUCUCUCUUAGUGGAAGAGACCUCACCCUCCGAACUGUUGAUCUUUGUUCAUCCAAAAUAUCAAAAAGAGGCACAACAAAUAUUUGAUUCGAGGUAAGUAAGUAGUAUAUGGUGUAUACCUGCCUCGUUGUCAAAAAUAAGUUAAAAGCUUGAAUAAGACAUCCCAAUUCCCUUAUAUAAAUGUAAAGCCUCUCAAUAAGUCUUCAAAAGAUUAUUUUUCCUUCUUUCCUGAUUUCUUUUAAUUGGGAACUUUUGAUAUGUUUAUAUGUGUAAUAUGCUCCUGUAUGGUUGAGAAUGCGUAUCAUUUCAGUGUAAAUGUUAAUUUCCACCAUACCUGUAUCUCUGUUGUAAAGCUGCCUGAACUCUUGUGCUCAUGUUCUGCUUAUUAUCAUCUGCCUAUGUGUCAAGCGGCAUAUUGCUUGCUUGUGCAGUCCAGAUAUUGGAUUUUGUGUGAUUGUUAAUUCUUUUACAUCUGUGUUUCUAAUUUAUUUGCAAUUGAACAUGAAAUUGACAUGUCCAAAUUGUCUUAGGACAAGCGACAUCGGAGAAUAUUAGAAAACGGGAAUGAAAGGAGGGCAAGGCAAGGCAUGUGGAAGAAUGGAAGGAAGUAAAGGAAACUUAGGGCACAUGACGGACUGACGAUAUGUCAGUGAGUUCAUUGGGGACCAGUGAGCUGUUGAGCAGACCAGACUCUUUUUUAACUUACCUUUGAUUCCCUUUCUAAGAGAUUUUUAGUAUAGAGUUGGAGUACACGCACGUUGUCUCCAAUCCAAGACUAGCCUUUCCUCUUUCGCUUUUUUUCUUUUUUUUCUUUUUUUUCUCUGCAGAAACUGGAAAGUGGAUGCUGAAGGUUUGGCUUUCCUUUGAUCAUCAUUCAUGUCUGUCUGCUAAUCACCAGUUUAAACCACGUAAGAUCGAAAUUGUAAAUAUUUGGAGAAAGGUAAAGGUAUUUGUUGAUUUCAUCUAGGAGACUAAAAUUUGCUCAAAAAUGAUUUAGCCAACUUGAAAAUUUUGAUUCAAAAUUUCCUAUAUGCAUCUUAAGCUCAAGGCUUAAUUAAACCUUUGUUUUUUUUUUUCCCUUGUACCAAAAGGGAGAAAAAAAAAGUUUUAUUAAUUGCUUAGGAAUAUUUUUAUGGAACAAGUGGAAUUUAAGUCCAAACUAACAAUUCCUUUAUACGGAAUAAACAGUUGUGAUUUUGCAGAUAAAAAUGGGUGUGGAUGGUGACCAAUGCACAGGCUUGUUCCAUACACCUUUGCUAAUGCUUUCUAUAUCGGUAUACCCCACAAUUGAUGGUAACCAAUGGCCCAUAUCGUCUACCCAUAAAUAUUAAUCACUAACUAUAUACAUAUAUAUAUAUAUAUAUAUAUAUACAUAUCUCCUUUCUCUUACGUUAGAUUUUGAUUCUUGAAAUUGAAUUAGCUGUACCCAUUUGCCAUUUUUUUAAACUACUACCAUUCCUAUCGAAUCCAUUGAUGUC